This is a messenger RNA of Spodoptera litura, 1420 nucleotides long. Its product is annotated as myrosinase 1-like. The record is from RefSeq and is a predicted model, not a curated record. Gene Ontology annotation, biological process: carbohydrate metabolic process. Gene Ontology annotation, molecular function: beta-glucosidase activity. Lineage: Eukaryota; Metazoa; Arthropoda; Insecta; Lepidoptera; Noctuidae.
AUGACGUUCCCUUCUUGGUUCAUGUUCGGGGCUGCCACAGCGGCGUAUCAGAUAGAGGGCGCCUGGGAUGUCAGCGAUAAGAGUGAAAGUAUAUGGGAUAGAUUGCUGCACACCCAACCCUCGCUUGUGGUGGACCACUCUAAUGGCGAUGAAGCAUGUUACUCCUACGAUUUCUGGGCAAGAGAUGUCGAAAUGGCUCACGAAUUAGGACUUCAAAUGUACAGAUUCUCAAUAUCAUGGCCUCGACUGCUUCCCACUGGGUUUCCGAACAAAAUCAGCAUGAAUGGCAAGAGCUACUACAGCAAGUUGAUCGAUGGUCUGCUGAAGAAGGGCAUCCAGCCUGUCGUUACCAUGUACCACUGGGACUUGCCACAGUCUUUGCAAGAUCUUGGAGGCUGGACGAAUCCACUAAUCGCAACGUGGUUCGCGGACUAUGCAAGGGUCUUAUACACCUUGUUUGGUGAUCGUGUGAAAUACUGGAUCACGAUAAACGAACCGCUCACGAUCUGUGAUGGUGGGUACAAUAAGAUGGCUGCUCCUUACCUGAAUGACAUGAAGAUUUCCAACUAUUUGUGCAGCAAGCAUGUGCUGUUGGCUCACGCUAAGGCUUUUAGGGCGUAUGAAGAAUUUAGGAAGGGGUACCGUGGCAAAAUUUCUAUGGCCAAUAUUUUCUUCUGGUUCGAGCCUUUGGAUCCGCAAAAAGAUAAAGAAGCUACGCAACUCGCAAUGCAACUCUGGGAGGGUCGUUUCGGUCACCCCAUCUAUUCCAAAACGGGAGGAUGGCCACCAGAACUGGAAAGGUAUAUUGCGGGACUGAGCGUGAGCGAAGGGUACAAUCAGUCCAGACUUCCUCCGUUUACUCCAGAGGAAAUUCAACUUAUCAGAGGCUCUUAUGACUUCUAUGGGUUAAACCACUUCACCACCCGUCUAGUUAGGAAAGCUACUCCUAAGACGGCUGGUGACUGGCCGUUCUAUGGGUCCAAGGAGUUAGGAGUCUCCUUUGUGAACCAUCCUAAAAGGAGAACGAUCGUCAUUGACUGGUUCCAAAUAUACCCUGAAGGUCUUCGGAAGCAGUUGCACUGGAUCAAAGACAACUACGAGGUCAAAGACAUCAUGAUCACAGAGAACGGGCUUCCAAUGCUAAGGCUAGAUUUCGCUGAUUACGACAGAGUAGACUAUAUCAGAGAAUAUUUGAAACAAGUUCUCCUCGCCAUAAAUGACGGUGUCCACGUGAUGGGGUAUAUAGUCUGGUCCUUGAUGGACAGCUUCGAAUGGAUUACAGGGUAUAAAGUUAAAUACGGACUGUACGAAGUGAACUUCGAAAGCGAUUAUCGGCUGCGCAACGCACGGGAGUCGGCGAAGUACUACAGAAAAGUGAUCAAAAGCCGAUCCUUAAACGUAUUAUAAUAAAUAAUUAAAA